AUGGACCGACAUGCAUCAGCACCUCCCCUACAGCAUGGCCAGGUUAGCUUGCAGUUACUAUACGAGGGCAAGUGGGCGGGGGCGGACAAGGCAAACGAGCAUGCUGUAGGGAAGGAGUUUGCGCGGGCAUUGCUAGUGGCGCUAUGGCCUGAGAAAAACGAGAGUGCUGAGUGGAGGGAGUGGCAGGAGGAGCAUGACAUUCUCGGAAUUUUGGAGGGGGACCUCUCGGAGGCAACGACACCAGGAGAAAAAGAUAAGCUAACGUUUGGCAUGUACACGGAGUUGAACGAGAGUGCUGAGUUCAGAAAAGAGGUUGAGGUGUACGCCGCAUCUGCGCACGAGAAGAAAGAGGUUGUAAGCGACGACCUAGAUGUUGACAAUCCACCGCCGCGUGUCUCAGCUUUUGGCAUGAUUUGGAACUUCCCUCUUUUAUACGAAUGGGCUCGUCACGCGAUUUUCCUCGCUGUAAUUCAUGAACAGCUUGUGGGGAGCGUGUUUUCAAAGUACGAUACUUGCACGCAGCAGCACGACUCGAGGGAGAUUGAUAUCGUUCGCCUUGGCCAGUUCCGCUCGGCCCAGUCUAGGAGAAUACGGAAGUUGCACGCGUCCAACCAUGAAAUUCGGGAGGCAGGAAACAAGGCAAUUGCCGAAGCGAGAGCGUUGCGGAAAGCUGCCUCAGAAGCAGUUCCGAAUGAGAGACAGCAGCGCAAACGCGGGCAUGAUGUAACCCAGUUUGUGAGGACUGCAACUAAUAAAGCUAAGUAUGGCCCAGGGUGGCAGGUUAGGAGCGUGCUUGAUAUGUCGGAGUCGGAGUCUGAGAGUGAUGUGUCCGCGGAGCUCAGCGGAGAGGAGGAUGAUUAG
Ectocarpus siliculosus is the source of this 861-nucleotide messenger RNA. Lineage: Eukaryota; Phaeophyceae; Ectocarpales; Ectocarpaceae. The record is from the annotation of a GenBank genome assembly.